Acanthosepion pharaonis is the source of this 888-nucleotide messenger RNA. NCBI's taxonomy places the organism in Eukaryota, Metazoa, Mollusca, Cephalopoda, Sepiida, Sepiidae. The record is from the annotation of a GenBank genome assembly.
AUGAUUCGAAAUUUCUUUCUAUCUAUCUAUUUCUCUGAAUCUGUUUCUAUCUGUCUAUCUAUCUAUUUCAGUCUGUUCAUUAUCUAUCUAUCUAUCUAUCUAUCUAUCUAUCUAUCUAUCUAUCUAUCUAUCUAUCUAUCUAUCUAUUUCAGUUUGUUCAUUAUCUAUCUAUCUAUUUCAGUUUGUUUAUUAUCUAUAUAUCUAUCUAUCUAUUUCAGUUUGUUCAUUAUCUAUCUAUCUAUUCAUUUAUUUAUUAUCUAUUAUAUAUAUCUAUCUAUCUAUUUCAUUUGUUUAUUAUCUAUCUAUAUAUCUAUCUAUCUAUCUAUUUCAGUUUGUUCAUUAUCUAACUAUCUAUCUAUUUCAGUUUGUUUAUUAUCUAUCUAUCUAUCUAUCUAUCUAUCUAUUUCAGUUUGUUCAUUAUCUAUCUAUCUAUCUAUCUCAGUCUGUUCAUUAUCUAUCUAUCUAUCUAUCUAUCUAUCUAUCUAUCUAUCUAUUUCAGUUUGUUCAUUAUCUAUCUAUCUAUCUAUCUAUUUCAGUUUGUUCAUUAUCUAUCUAUCUAUCUAUCUAUCUAUUUCAGUUUGUUCAUUAUCUAUCUAUCUAUCUAUCUAUCUAUCUAUCUAUUUCAGUCUGUUCAUUAUCUAUCUAUCUAUCUAUCUCAGUCUGUUCAUUAUCUAUCUAUCUAUCUAUCUAUUUCAGUCUGUUCAUUAUCUAUCUAUCUAUCUAUCUAUUUCAGUCUGUUCAUUAUCUAUCUAUCUAUCUAUCUAUCUAUCUAUCUAUCUAUUUCAGUCUGUUCAUUAUCUAUCUAUCUAUCUAUCUAUCUAUCUAUCUAUCUAUCUAUCUGAAUCUGUUUCUAUCUGUAUGAAAAAUCUAUCUAACUUUUCUCACUAA